UAUUCUGGUAUUGUGUUUGAAAAGAAACUAUUACUAUUUAACGUGUUUAACAAGAACAUUCAAUUGAAAGAACAACGAAACAAUGUGUAUUUAAAUAGCAACAUUAUUCUUGUCUUUUUAUAGUCAUGUCCUUCAGUUUUACCUUUUUAUUUGUGUAAAGCGUCACUUUUAUUGAGACAGAACGCGAUUCAACAAGCUUAUUGAUCACCUUCAGCAUGAAUCCACACAUAUUGUAAAAAGUUAGUUGUGAUUUUAACAGUUCAUGUCUGUAUGUUACAAUUAUACAGAUUGUAUUUUAUAAAAGGAAGAUAAUCUAAAGUCUAGAAUUUCUAAGCAAAGAAGAAAAGUUAAAAUUUAUUAUUAAAAAAAAAAUUGAUCCCAGUCAUUUAAUGGCAGAAAGUGAUUUGGUUUUUAACUAAAUCGUUUCAAUUGUUUUUAUUUAAAGGAGAAAUACUCUGAUCAUGUCAGAAGAAAGCCCUAGUCCGAGUUUUGGUUUGAAUAAGGAGUUCACAUUUAUGAUGAGCCAGCGAGGACGUAGGCUGGUUGUCGUAGAUGAUUACAAAUACUGCAGAAGUGCCAUGUCGAAGAACGGAAUAAGGUAUGCCUGUACAAAGAAGCUAUGCCGUGCAUACUUAUUCAUGGCCCCUGAUGACAAAGCCAUCCUUGAGUUGACGGGCACUCAUCACCAUCCACCUCAUGCUUCGCUCCCUCUGGGAAACAGAAAAAGGGCUUUGGCUGCCCAACCUACCAGCACUGAUUAUAGUUACUGUAAGGAAGAGAAACCUAAACCUUCAGUCGAGAGGAAAAUUCUGCCGAAGAGGAACAUCGUGCCUCCAAAAAGAAUAACCUAUCCUGCUCCUGAUGAUAGGCCAAAAAUGAAACGGAUGUCAGUUGCAGAAAAUAACGUCAGACUGAUGACACUCAUGGCAAUUAAUGAAGCUUGUACCGACCUCUCGAGCGACAACAGUCUGUUUGGAAAAUUCACAGUGUCUGAUGAUGCCAAAGAGUUAAUGGCAGAAUUUAUAUGGAAAAAGAUGGAAAAUUACGCUGAGGAUGUAGAAGCAUUUGCAAACCAUGCUGGUCGAUCAGUAAUAACAACUGAUGACGUUAAGCUUCUCUUCAGAAGAAAUGAACCUCUGUUGGAAAGGUUUAAUGACCUAGAGACUGAUACCACUGUGAUCAAAGAGGAAGAGAUUUCAGGGGACGAGAUUUAUACGGAAUUUUCAUAAUUGGCAAUAUUUCUUAGGUUGUGUUUGGGUUAAGAUUUUUUAAAUAUGUAAAAAUUGUAAAUAUGGAAAUAAUUGUAUAUAUUGAAAGAGUAUUAAUAUAUAAUAU
Molecule: messenger RNA, 1335 nt
Organism: Cimex lectularius (bed bug)
Lineage: Eukaryota; Metazoa; Arthropoda; Insecta; Hemiptera; Cimicidae
Exons: 6
Coding region: 462-1229 (255 amino acids)
Biological process (GO): resolution of meiotic recombination intermediates; replication fork processing
Cellular component (GO): FANCM-MHF complex; Fanconi anaemia nuclear complex
Molecular function (GO): chromatin binding; protein heterodimerization activity
Source: RefSeq, a predicted model, not a curated record